Messenger RNA from Amphimedon queenslandica, 1605 nucleotides. RefSeq lists its product as uncharacterized. The transcript has 7 exons. The annotation marks the transcript as partial. The record is from RefSeq and is a predicted model, not a curated record. Lineage: Eukaryota; Metazoa; Porifera; Demospongiae; Haplosclerida; Niphatidae.
AUAAUUUGGAAGGUCUGAGUGAGUCCCAAAUAGCAGGGAAGAAGUUGUUCUUAGUUCAAGGAGACAAACCUCAACUGAUGAACUGGGAGGAGUAUGGACUGAGGAUUAGUGUAGCAGAGGAUAGUCUAUCAGCAUCAGAGACUGUAGAAGUAUCAGUACUAGCUCUUGUAGGAGGACACUUCAAGUUUCCUGAUAAUACUAGACUAGUGAGUGCAGUGUAUGCAAUAUCAACCAGUCCACUCCUCAAGUCACUGAGGAUAGAAAUGCAACACUGUAUCGAUCUCAGUGAUCCUUCUUUAUCCAAGUAUCUUAAAUUUGCUGUUGCUCCAGUUCACACAGCUAGUCUUCCUUACCAGUUCUCACUAAUUGAAGGAGGGGAGUUUCCAGCAUACCAGAGAUAUGGAUGGAUUGAACGAAGCAAGUUCUGCUGCGUAACUACUGUUGCAAUAGAAGAAGAGGGAAAUGGAGGAGGUAGGAAUGAGGAGAGGAAUGGAGAGGAAGAUGGAGACUCAGGAGAUGAGGGAGGGAAAGGAAAGGGAGAGACAACAGGAGGAGAGGGACAAGGAGCAGGAGGACAAGAAGGAGGAGCAAGUGGUGGAGUAGGGGCUGAGCAUCAGCAACAAAAAGAAGACAAACAAGCUGUGGUUGCAUCUACUCAUUCGACUGGUAUACCUGAAGCUACAGUGUAUGCUGGACAAGUGUUUUAUGAACGACCAGAUUUAUUGAGAUUCGCUGCUGCUAAAGAUUUAAAUGCUCUGAUUCAGUUCAUUAGAAAAGAAUAUCGUCAGCAUGAACUCAGACAAAAUUUUAAGUUUCAAUUUGAUCAUUCUUGUUUUGGAUACCUUGAGCUAGUGUUUGGUCCUCAGGAUGAACCAAUAACUGGUUGGACUGUUAGUCCUGAUAUAGUACCAUGCCAGAUUGAAGAAGGAGAUUUAGAUAAUUUUGGUUCUGACAUUAAUACAAUUCCUCCAUCUUGUCUGGUAUCAAUAUAUGCUGACAGCAGUCGUCCUGAUACUGUUCAUGUACUCAAGUAUGCUAUACCAUUGAAAGGUUUACGUAAACCAAGAACAAUCAAUAUUAACAGAUCACUGAAAGAUAUAUUAGAUGCACCUCAUUCUGUUGGUACUAAAGAUGGUCCUAAUCCUGGUUCACAAAAUGACCUCAAGAAGCAGCUUAAUGAUCUGAAGCGUUUCCUUUCAACCUCAGAAGCAAAGUUUCGUGACAUAGCUAAUAGUUGUAAGGAGGUAAAAAUUAUUGAUUCUUCUCAGUAUAAUGAGUUAUUUGAUGGGAUGAAUAACCAGUCUUUAUCAAAAAGAGUAGAACUUUUUCUGGGAAAUAUUACAUUAUUAAUUGAACUUUGUCCUGAUCACAUUAGUACAUUCUUGUCUAUACUGAAGGAACAGGAUCAUGUUGUUCUUUCUACAUUAGCUGACAGGAUUGCUGCUUCAUUAGAUAGAUAAACAAGAUAAUGAUGAUUACAGGAGCAAUGAUGUAACUUAUUUUUCUAUUUUUGUAUGAUUUUUUACUUUAUGUGUUGUGUGUGUAGUUUUUUAACUUUACAAAACACUUUAGGAAAAUACCUAAACACUAUGAUACUACAUACAA